AUGCCUUGCUUCUGUGUCGUUUUAGCGAAGAAAGUAUCGAAGUGGUUGAAAAGAAAGUUCACUAAAUCUCGUGACCCAGUCAAGAUUCUUCCUGCAGCAGCGAUGGAUAAAAUAUUCAGUUUUCUCCCCGGAAAUCAACUGAUUCAGCUAACAACGGUCAGCAAGAGUUGGAAUAAAGCAAUUGGCAAGUCGGAAGUCUGCAUGGACAAGAUGAAAAUUCAAAUUUCGGAAUAUUUUGUCUGUUAUCAACGAGAUUUCAAGACUGAAGACGCAGUGAGAUUGAUAACAAGUGGACGAAAAUACAAACAUCUCUCGAUUUCUUGUAUCAGCAACUACUCCAACCAACAUCGGCAACUGUCUCGGGAACAUAAACUUCUCAUGGGCAGCUUCAACUGGAAAUCAUUUUCAUUAAGCAACCACGCUUUCUGCAAUGAAAUGGAGUUGAUGAAUUUCUUCGAGCUCGUCUCACCAAGAAUUGAACUGAUAGAGCUUCGAUCAGUGAAGAUCCGUCACGCUGUACAAGAGUAUGAGUCUAACAUCCAGUUUCCAAAUCUGAAGGUUCUUCAUCUUAUCAACGUCUGCAACUACAUAUAUCGUGUGCCGUUUAAGAAUGUUACAACACUUUUGGACUUUGGAGUGGCGACAGAACCAGUUCGGCAUCAUGGAAUUGGAAAUUCAAUAAGACUCAAACAAAGAGUUCAUCACAUGAUUUCGAUAAUGGUCAAAAAUGCAAACAUCGAGAAUCUCCAGCUUUACAUCGAUCAAGAAGAUUUUGACUUCAUGUUCUACGGUCACCGAAGAAUGUUCUCUCAAAUCGAAUUCAAAUUGGAAAGUUUGAUGGUCGGAAGAUUUGAGCUGUUACACCACGAAAAAUCUAACGUCCUUCAAGUGCAGAACUUUAAAGAUUUUUUGCAAUCUCAAAGCAGCUCAAUGAGAGAACUUGAAAUAACGGAGCACCUAGGAAAUCAAGUGCUUGAAGUUAUCAUCAACGAAAUGAACAACUUGGACGAUCUCACCUUACAUGGACUUGAGGAAUACGCCAAUCUUGAUAAAUUGAGUCUCGUUCCUAAUCAUUCAAUUAGAAGUUUAAAUAUGGUGGCCGAAAGAUUCUCACCAUGUGAAUUGUCAAUCUUAAAGAACAUUCCUAAUUUAAAGCAUUUCACUACGAAUAGCAUUGAUCAACGAAUUUUCAAUACACUUGCUCAAGACAAUCUCAAAUUAAGAACAAUCUCAACAAACUUUUUCACUGCACAUACGCCACCUAAAGACUCAGUUCUAAAUAACUUAAUUCGAUUGAAGAUUUGUUUGAAGAGUUCGGACAUUUUUUUCGAAAAAAUUCAGAACAAAGAAAAUUUCACUGACUUUGACUUGAUCUUCCUUGAUGCUUACAAAUAUUUAGCUCGUCGAUGGGAUGUCAGUAGAAAAAGCUUUUAUGAAUGGUAA
Molecule: messenger RNA, 1443 nt
Organism: Clunio marinus
Lineage: Eukaryota; Metazoa; Arthropoda; Insecta; Diptera; Chironomidae
Source: the annotation of a GenBank genome assembly